GAAACGAGAGCACGUGGGUCACUAGAAUACUAAUUACCACGAAUUAACACAGAUAAUGGGUCCACCAGCCUUUUCUCCACGAGGUGGAGGUCGUGGUGGUUUUGGAGGUCGUGGUGGAUUUGGAGGUCGUGGUGGUUUUGGAGGUCGUGGUGGAUAUGGUGGCCGUGGCGGAGAUCGUGGAGGGCGCGGAGGUCGGGGAGGCUUUGGGGAUCGAGGAAGAGGAGGAGGCAGAGGUUUUGGAAGAGGGCGUGGUGGUGGUGGAGGCAGAGGGGGCCGAGGGGGAAUGCGAGGUGGGAAAAAGGUGGUUGUUGAGCCACACAGACAUGAAGGAGUGUUCAUAGCCAGAGGUAAAGAGGAUGCAUUGGUCACUCUGAACUUAGUACCUGGAGAAGCAGUGUAUGGCGAAAAGAGAAUUUCUGUUGAGGAAGGGGAGAAGAAGAUUGAGUACAGAGCAUGGAACCCCUUCCGAUCCAAGCUAGCGGCCGCCAUUUUAGGAGGUGUAGACAAGAUUCACAUGAAGCCAGGCAGUAAGGUGCUGUACCUGGGGGCGGCCUCUGGCACUACCGUCAGCCACGUGUCUGAUAUCGUAGGGGCGGAUGGGCUGGUGUUUGCUGUGGAGUUCUCACAUCGCAGUGGCAGAGACCUUCUGAAUGUGGCGAAGAAACGACCUAACAUUAUUCCCAUCAUAGAAGAUGCCAGACAUCCUCACAAAUAUAGAAUGGUAGUGGGUAUGGUUGAUACGAUAUUUGCUGAUGUGGCCCAGCCGGAUCAGGCUCGCAUUGUUGCCAUCAACGCUCACCACUUCCUCAAGACCGGAGGCCAUGUCGUCAUCUCAAUCAAGGCAAAUUGCAUAGACUCAACGGCAGAGGCAGAGGCUGUGUUUGCCGGAGAGGUUAACAAGCUGAAGGGAGAGAAAGUGAAACCUCAGGAGCAGCUGACCCUGGAACCAUACGAGAGAGAUCACGCAGUUGUUGUUGGAUGCUACAGGUAGGUGUAGAGAAGCAACACCUGUACUGUGAUAGCUGACGACUCACUGCCCAUUGGAGAUUGGGGGG
Molecule: messenger RNA, 1055 nt
Organism: Liolophura sinensis
Lineage: Eukaryota; Metazoa; Mollusca; Polyplacophora; Chitonida; Chitonidae
Product: rRNA 2'-O-methyltransferase fibrillarin-like
Exons: 9
Coding region: 56-991 (311 amino acids)
Biological process (GO): rRNA methylation; box C/D sno(s)RNA 3'-end processing
Cellular component (GO): nucleolus; box C/D methylation guide snoRNP complex; small-subunit processome
Molecular function (GO): histone H2AQ104 methyltransferase activity; RNA binding; rRNA methyltransferase activity
Source: RefSeq, a predicted model, not a curated record